AGUUUCCUACAGGCCCGGAAACGGAUCGCGUUGGGUGAAGGUGACGGCGUCGAGCGUGAGUGACCCUCUGUGUAGAUUAAACCUGCGCUCCCUGUUUCCCAUUUCCACAGCCGAUGUCCAGGGUCGAUACGGCCCUUAAAAUCCCCGUACACUCCACCCCAGGACCUCUCUGACCUCAUCUCCUGCCUGUGUCCUCCUCGCUCCCUCUGCUCCAGCCAAGCAUGCGUCCUUCCUGUUCCUGGGCCGAGCUUGCUCCUGCCUCAAGGCCUUCACGUGGGCUGUGCCUCUGCUGGAACUCGCUGGCCCCUCAGCUGCAGAAAGGUGGGAGACAAUGCCUUGGAGCUGCAAAUCUUCUCUGAGUCUGAAGCAUCCUGCCUGACGCGUUUGCUCACAUUGACCCGUGCCUUCCCUCAGUCCUUCUCAUCUCUACUGAGAUUCCGUCUCACCCUGACCCUGUGACAUGAACUUCUGAAGAGUCCACUGGGCAUGGUCCUGGGAAGGGCUCACACCCAGACAUGGAUGGAGACGGGUUGACAUUCAGGGACGUGGCCAUCGAAUUCUCUCAAGAUGAGUGGAAAUGCCUGAACUCUACACAGAGGACUUUAUACAGGGAUGUGAUGUUGGAGAACUACAGGAACCUGGUCUCCCUGGAGUAUUAUCCUAUGUGGGAGCACAGGAAAGAGCCCUGGACCAUAGAAAGCCAAGUACGAGUAGCAAGAAAACCAAAAGGGUGGGAAUGGAUCAAAGGUGUGAAAACAGGCUGGAGUGCAAUGGUGCAAUCUCGGCUCACUGCAACCUUCGCCUCCCGGAUUCAAAUGAUUCUCCUGCCUCAGCCUCCCGAGUAGCUGGGAUUACAGAUCUGUCUCGUAACUGUGUAAUCAAGGAACUAGCACCACAACAGGAAGGUAACCCAGGAGAAGUAUUCCACACAGUGACAUUGGAACAACAUGAAAAACAUGACAUUGAAGAGUUUUGCUUCAGGGAAAUCAAGAAAAAAAUACACGACUUUGACUGUCAGUGGAGAGAUGAUGAAAGAAAUUGCAACAAAGUGACUACGGCCCCAAAAGAAAAUCUUACUUGUAGGAGAGACCAACGCGAUAGAAGAGGUAUAGGAAACAAGUCUAUUAAACAUCAGCUUGGAUUAAGCUUUCUACCACAUCCCCAUGAACUGCAGCAGUUUCAAGCUGAAGGGAAAAUUUAUGAAUGUAACCAUGUUGAGAAGUCUGUCAACCAUGGUUCCUCAGUUUCACCACCCCAAAUAAUUUCUUCUACCAUCAAAACCCAUGUUUCUAAUAAAUAUGGGACUGAUUUCAUCUGUUCUUCAUUACUCACACAAGAACAGAAAUCAUGCAUUAGGGAAAAACCUUACAGAUAUAUUGAGUGCGACAAAGCCUUGAAUCAUGGCUCACACAUGACUGUACGUCAGGUAAGUCAUUCUGGAGAGAAAGGAUAUAAAUGUGAUCUGUGUGGCAAGGUCUUUAGUCAAAAAUCAAACCUUGCGCGUCAUUGGAGAGUUCAUACUGGAGAGAAACCAUACAAAUGUAAUGAAUGUGACAGAAGUUUCAGUCGCAACUCAUGCCUUGCACUACAUCGGAGAGUUCACACUGGAGAGAAACCUUACAAAUGUUAUGAGUGUGACAAGGUCUUCAGUCGAAAUUCAUGCCUUGCACUACAUCAGAAAACUCAUAUUGGAGAGAAACCUUACACAUGUAAAGAGUGUGGCAAAGCCUUUAGUGUGAGGUCAACACUUACCAACCAUCAGGUAAUUCAUAGUGGCAAGAAACCUUACAAAUGCAAUGAAUGUGGCAAGGUGUUCAGUCAGACUUCAAGCCUUGCAACUCAUCAGAGAAUUCACACUGGGGAGAAACCAUACAAGUGUAAUGAAUGUGGUAAAGUCUUCAGUCAGACUUCAAGCCUUGCAAGGCAUUGGAGAAUUCAUACUGGAGAGAAACCUUACAAAUGCAAUGAAUGUGGUAAGGUUUUCAGUUACAAUUCACACCUUGCGAGUCAUCGGAGAGUUCAUACUGGAGAGAAACCUUACAAGUGUAAUGAGUGUGGGAAAGCCUUUAGUGUGCAUUCGAACUUAACUACCCAUCAGGUCAUCCAUACUGGAGAGAAGCCUUACAAAUGUAAUCAAUGUGGCAAAGGCUUCAGUGUGCAUUCAAGCCUAACUACCCAUCAGGUCAUCCAUACUGGAGAAAAACCUUACAAAUGUAAUGAGUGUGGCAAAUCCUUUAGUGUGCGCCCAAACCUCACUAGACAUCAGAUAAUCCAUACUGGAAAGAAACCUUACAAAUGUAGUGAUUGUGGGAAGUCCUUUAGUGUGCGCCCAAACCUCUUCAGACAUCAAAUUAUCCAUACUAAGGAGAAACCUUAUAAAAGAAAUUAAUAUGGCAAGGUCUUCAGUCAAAGUUUAAAUCCUGUGAGUCAUCAAAGAAUUUAUAUCAGAGAGAAACCAUACAAGUAUAAUAAAUGUGGCAAGGUUUUCAGUCACAAUUCACUCCUACACAGCAUCAGAGAAUUUCAUUCUUGAGAGAAUCCUUACGAGUACAGCAAACCCUUCAUCACAAGUUCAAGCAUUCAUUGACAUCAGAGUCCAUGCUAAAGAGAAAUCAUAUACACCUAACUGUGUGGCAGAGGCUUCAUUUAGGUCUCACAACUCACUAGACAUCAAAAUGUGUAAACAUCUUUGUAUAUUUUGUGCAUGUUGAAGCUAUUAACCAAGGAUCAAAACUGUAACACAUCCAAGGAUUUAUGUGAGGAAUAAUUCAGUCUAGUUGUGCUGAUAAACUUUUCAUAUUACACAUUGUAGAACAAAUGCAAGCCCAAAUAUGUUAAAACUCACACAACAUGAUAUAUAUUAAAGGUUGCAGGAUGUUUGAAGUCA
Messenger RNA from Homo sapiens (human), 2887 nucleotides. It is a transcript of the gene ZNF415, whose product is annotated as zinc finger protein 415. Gene Ontology annotation, molecular function: sequence-specific double-stranded DNA binding. Gene Ontology annotation, cellular component: cytoplasm; nucleus. The record is from RefSeq and is a predicted model, not a curated record. Lineage: Eukaryota; Metazoa; Chordata; Mammalia; Primates; Hominidae. The transcript has 7 exons. Bases 578 to 2389 code for a protein of 603 amino acids.